AUUAUAUUUUUUCUCUUAAAAAUACAGAUAAAAGACACGAUAGAGAAGAACCGGUUUUUCACAAAUUUAGACAAUCAUUUGGAUUCGUUUCCGAAAGAUAUUUGCAAGAAUAAGAUAUUACCGCAAUUGGUCACCGCCUUUGAGUUUAGUGCCGUCGGUUCUGCCAUUUUAGGGCCACUUUUUAAAAUCGGCAAAUCAUUAGAAGAAGAAGAAUACCAGAAGAAAAUAGUUCCGUGUGUUGUAAAACUGUUUGCCUGUAAAGAUAGGGCCACUCGAGCCAAACUAUUGCAACAGAUGGAAACAUUCAUUAAUUACAUUCAACCGAAUGUCGUGAACGACAGUGUCUUUCCGCACGUGUGUCAGGGAUUCCUCGACUCCAAUCCAGUCAUAAGGGAACAGACCGUUAAAUGUAUGUUACACAUGGCCUCUAAACUAAACUACCAUAACCUCAACGAAGAGAUUGUCAAAAACUUUUCGCGCCUUCAGGCCAGGGAUGAAGAGGGAGGCAUUCGGACCAAU
Molecule: messenger RNA, 519 nt
Organism: Medioppia subpectinata
Lineage: Eukaryota; Metazoa; Arthropoda; Arachnida; Sarcoptiformes; Oppiidae
Source: the annotation of a GenBank genome assembly